AUGUCAAAUCUUACGAAAUUGGAUUUUAUGACUCUUGAUAUUUCGGGAAACAACUAUUUGAUAUGGGCUCUAGACGCUAAAAUUCAUUUAAGUGCAGAAGCAUUGAAAAAUGUUGAAAAGAAUGAAAAAGAGGGUCAGAGUAGCAAAACCAAUGGAAAUACUUGUUAUCGUUAUGGAGGAAAAGGUCAUUGGAGUCGCACAUCUCGCACUCCAAAACACCUUGUUGAUCUUUAUAAAAAAUCAAUGAAAAAUAAAAAGGCAAUUAUUGAAUCUCACUUUACUAAUGAAGAUAAUGAUCUAGAUUACAGUAAUAUGGAUGUUAUCCAUUUAGAUGUUGGUGAUCUCUUUGUUGAUCCAGAUGGAAAAAUUGAUCACCUUAUUGAAGAUGGAAGUGUCAAGAAAUAA
Messenger RNA from Vicia faba (fava bean), 405 nucleotides. Lineage: Eukaryota; Viridiplantae; Streptophyta; Magnoliopsida; Fabales; Fabaceae. The record is from the annotation of a GenBank genome assembly.